AUGGCCAGAAGCUCGAUAAUAGCUCUAGCCACAGCAGCCUCCUUCCUGGCAACCACGGCCAAUGCUCAGUUUGGCUACGGGUGGAGAGGUGGAUUUGUUGAUGGCAACGGAGAUGGAUGUCCUCCUUGGGCGAGUGAUUGCGACGGCUCCGAUGACAGCGGCAACAAUGGCAGUUCCUCCUCUUCGAAUGGCGUCUCUGAAGGCGCUCUUUUCUCCUCUCCAGCUGAAUUCGACCGGGCGACCCGAAUCCUCAUCGCCCACGCUGUCCUCGCCUCGGCAGUCUGGGUCUUAUUCAUCCCGUCACUGGCGGUCUUGGUACGCCUGAAUCUCAAGAAUCCCAUUGUUCUCAAGAUCCACGCGGUCGGCCAGAUUCUCAGCUACAUCAUCUUCAUCGUCGCCGUAGGCAUGGGUAUCUGGCUGGCCCAGCAAUCUGCCGCCUACGGCAUAUGGAGCGACCCUCAUCCGAAGUUGGGUCUUGUAAUCCUGGCCUUGGCUUUCUUUCAACCAAUUUUUGGUGCUAUCCAUCAUUCAGUCUACAAGAGACGCGCUCAGAACGUCCAAGAAGGGAAGCCGACCAAACCGCCGGGCCGAACGGCGCCAGUGCGUGUUCAUCUUUGGCUCGGCCGGCUUCUCAUCGUGCUCGGCAUGAUCAACGGCGGCUUGGGCAUCAGAUUAGCAUCGUUCAGCCCCUUUCAGACCGACUCCACGUCCACCAAGGCGAAGAUAGCGUACGGCGUUAUUGCAGCGACCAUGUUCUUGCUCUACUUGGUGUUUGUGAUUACAUUUGAGCUCAGGAGAGCGAGAUCGAGGACUGAGGAAGUGCGAAGCAGGGAGCGAGUGAUUGCCAACAAGGAUGGAUUACCCUCAUAUGACGAGAGUGAGGAGUCUGUGGGGAGGCCCAGUGGGUAUUCCUGA
Cladophialophora psammophila CBS 110553 is the source of this 915-nucleotide messenger RNA. RefSeq lists its product as uncharacterized. The coding region runs from base 1 to 915 and encodes 304 amino acids. Lineage: Eukaryota; Fungi; Ascomycota; Eurotiomycetes; Chaetothyriales; Herpotrichiellaceae. The transcript is spliced from 2 exons. The record is from RefSeq and is a predicted model, not a curated record.